This is a messenger RNA of Diabrotica virgifera virgifera (western corn rootworm), 23233 nucleotides long. It is a transcript of the gene EcR, whose product is annotated as ecdysone receptor. The record is from RefSeq and is a predicted model, not a curated record. Gene Ontology annotation, biological process: positive regulation of transcription by RNA polymerase II; cell differentiation; ecdysone receptor signaling pathway. Gene Ontology annotation, cellular component: nucleus. NCBI's taxonomy places the organism in Eukaryota, Metazoa, Arthropoda, Insecta, Coleoptera, Chrysomelidae. Gene Ontology annotation, molecular function: zinc ion binding; RNA polymerase II cis-regulatory region sequence-specific DNA binding; ecdysone binding. The transcript has 11 exons. The coding region runs from base 676 to 2364 and encodes 562 amino acids.
AGUCUAUCGUGUUACAUCGUCGGUGUAACUUGCGUGUUGGGUAAGUUUUACCGUGUAAAUAAAUGCAGUAAAGUGCAUUCAAAAUUUUUCGAUUUUGGGUGUUAUUUAGUUUGUGACACACACCUCUUAUGGAUUAAAGUGUUUGUUCAAUGACGAAAAGCGAAUGAAGUUUUAAGUAGAUAAACGAUUAGACACCGACGAAACAUGAGAAGCUGACCAAGGAGAUACACCACUCCUCCCCGACGUAACCAUUUCCCCAAAAAAUUCGGACUCCACGUGUUUCUCCAGUAAACUGUUUUCUUCGUGUACAUACAAACUGUCUUGUCCCUUCGAUUAUUUUAGUGCAAACCCUAGUGCUCGUAGUGUCAGUUAAUAAAGUAGAUGUGAUUCAUUUUAAAAAUAUAUUUAUUAGGUAAAUUAGAGAGUUUAAAUAAAGACUGUCAAUUUCUACACAUUAUACCGAAUACGAUUUUAUAUAAGUAAUCGAUCGUUACCGAUUUGACGUUUUUCGUUCGUGUUCUCGAACUAGCUUAUAGCAAGUAUUUUAAGCCGUCUACGCUAUACCAGGCUGGAUUUAAUUCAUAAGAACUGUACUGGAUAAUUUGAAGACUGUUUAAAUAUUGUGAUAGAAUGUCGCGGCAACCGUCGUCUACGCCGCGUCCCUAACCCCUUUCUAUGACCACCAUCUUAGACAUCCUCUUCCCUCCCACUUACGUACGCAGCAUGGACAUCAAACACGAGAUGAUCUACCGAGACGAUGACGUGUUGCUCGUUAAAUCCGAGCCUCAGCUCUAUUCUCCCACUACCGCUAACGGUGCCACUAUUUCUGUAGGAAACCUUUUAUCGGCUGCUAAUAAUGGCCGGAUGGCUACUUCAAGUAAUGGGCUCUUAGUGUCGAGUAAUGGAGCAGGUGCGUUUAGCGCGUUCGCGACCGCAGCUCAGGCUGCGCAGCCUGUGAAUAAACGGCCGGUUACGCGCACAGAUGACUUUUUGGGUUCGCCUAGUCCGGGAACUAUGAGUGGUAAUACUGCGCCACCACUGACACCUUCUCCCGGGCCACCAACUCAAGCAUAUACGGUUAUUAGUAAUGGAUACCCUUCACCUAUGUCGUCUGGAAGUUAUGAUCCUUACAGUCCUAAUGGAAAAAUAGGCCGUGAAGAUCUUUCUCCACCAAACAGUCUAAACGGAUACAGUGCUGAUAGUUGUGAUUCCAAAAAGAAGAAAGGACCAACACCGAGACAACAAGAAGAAUUGUGUCUGGUAUGUGGCGAUAGAGCAUCAGGGUAUCAUUACAAUGCACUUACCUGCGAAGGAUGUAAAGGUUUCUUUAGGAGAAGUAUUACUAAAAAUGCGGUAUAUCAAUGCAAAUAUGGCAACCACUGUGAGAUUGAUAUGUACAUGAGGCGGAAAUGUCAGGAAUGUCGUCUGAAGAAAUGUUUGAGUGUUGGAAUGCGACCAGAAUGCGUGGUACCCGAAGUACAAUGUGCAGUAAAGCGAAAAGAAAAGAAGGCUCAAAAGGAGAAGGACAAACCGAACAGUACUACAAAUGGAUCUCCAGAAAUGAUCAAAAUGGAACCAGAGAUCCUCUUAUUUCAGCUCUCGGAUUCGGAAAAAGGAGGCACACCGAAUGGAUUCGUCAAAGCGAUUUCUCCCGAACAAGAGGAACUCAUACAUCGACUCGUGUACUUCCAAAACGAAUACGAACACCCGUCAGAAGAAGACGUCAAACGAAUUGUGAAUGCACCAAUGGAAGGAGAAGACCAGUGUGAUGUUCGGUUUAGACAUAUAACAGAAAUUACGAUAUUGACUGUACAACUUAUAGUAGAAUUUGCUAAAAGGUUACCAGGGUUCGAUAAGCUUUUACGGGAAGACCAGAUAUCACUGUUGAAGGCUUGUUCAAGUGAAGUAAUGAUGUUCAGGAUGGCAAGGCGAUAUGAUUACCAGACCGAUUCCAUUUUAUUCGUCAACAAUCAACCUUAUUCCAGAGACAGUUAUAACCUCGCUGGCAUGGGAGAAACUAUUGAAGAUCUGUUACAUUUUUGUAGGACCAUGUACUCCAUGCAAGUCGAUAAUGCUGAGUACGCGCUGCUCACAGCCAUCGUCAUAUUUUCUGAACGACCAGAUCUAAUUGAAGGCUGGAAAGUGGAGAAAAUCCAGGAAAUAUACCUAGAAGCCCUUCGGGCAUACGUAGACAACAGGAGAAAGCCAAAACCAGGCACGGUAUUCGCGAAACUCUUAUCAGUGUUGACAGAGCUGAGGACUUUGGGAAACCAAAACUCGAAAAUGUGCUUCAGCUUGAAACUAAAAAACAAAAAGUUACCCCCGUUCUUAGCAGAAAUUUGGGACGUCGACCUGAAGACAUAGUCUACAUGACCCCCCCGGAUACCCCGGAAAGGGUGGUGCUACGAAGGUACAACUGUUCGAUUGUUAUUAAAUAUCGUUGUAUAUAGAAGCAAAAAAAGGACAGAGAAAAUCAGACAGUAUGACGUUAGCACCACCAAGCUGGCUGUGAACAAUAUUAUAUUACUCUUUUUUUAUAAACUAACACGACGGCACCUAUAGAAGAAAUAUAAAAAACAUUUGUUAGGAUGACGUAGUUCGACUUAUUCAUAUUAAGAAUCAAACUAUACGUAGAUUUUUUAAGCCUCUAUGAAAAACUUUUAUAUAAGAACCUUUCUUGGCGAUAUGCUUACUUAAUUGGUAAGACUGGACAGGACUGAACUAAAAAACCAUUCAAGGUGCCUUUCCGCUUAAAAACGGAUUUAAAAAGUCUGAGGGCUGGUGCAAAAGAAACGAAAAAUUAAACAAUGAAGAAGAAAAGAAAGAUGAAAAACGUAAAAUGUCCAAAUCGUGCAAUUUAACCGUUUUAUUCUUGGAUAUAAAGCACCGUAUUUUGGCAAUGGGGCGGAAUUACUUCAAGGGGAAGAUUCAAAUAACUUAAAAGAAAAAAGAAAAUCAGCAGCCGUCCGAAGAAAAAAUAUAUGAAAGUGAAGUGAUUUCAGACGUAGCGACUUGAACUGUGCUAUUUUCGACGUGUGCCAUCUCAAAUUUUUAGAUGAGGCACUGUACUACACGUGCGCAUUGAGUAUAAGAAUAACAUAACCUCUUUAUAAUAGACUAUCCUGCCUUGAAAAACUAUUGAUGUUUAAACUGAAUGUGUAGUUAAUAGUCUACUCAUUUUUUAUACGAUAUAGUUUUCGCCAUUAGACAUUUCUGCAGCUAGAUAAGAAGAAAAACGAACAGAACACUAAAAAUUGAGAUUUUAACACUUAAUACUGUAAUUAGUAAAAAAUCUUCUUACAAUAUUUUAUAGAUGAUGUGUUCACAACAGGUCUAAAACCUUGUACUAAACAUUUUAAACCAAUUAGUAGUGUGCUCUUUCCAGUAAUAGUAGGAACCACUUCUAAGAUCAUUUCAAUCAUUUCUUUGCCAAUAUUAAGAAAUAUUAUGGAAAAAUCGAUAUUUUAUAAUUAUUUUAUAAAUUUCUUUAUUUAUUGUGUUAUCAAAUGUUGAUAACUAUACUUUUUACACUUUGUUAAGAGAAAGCACAACAAAUAAGAUCAGUGAUGUUUGUGUGGAACUGUUCUCCAAAAAUGUUUGACUAUGAAUUUCUCCUCCUUCAGAGACAUAAGUAUAGAGGUAUCGAAAAAACGUGAUUAUAGUAGUGUAUGUAUUAAAUAUGAUGCUGUUUGGGAUUUUAGCCACUUUUGGAGAAUAAUAUACAGGGUGUUAGUAAAUAAGUAUGAAAAAUUUUAAGGGCUAAUUCGACAUGAAAAAUAAUGUCGGUUGGCUCUAUAAACAUAUGUCUCCAAUGCUUCGUAUCCGAGAUACGGGGUGUUAAAAUUUUUAUUUCAAACUGCCAAUUUAUUUAUUGUUCUAAGACCAGUUGAGCUAUGAAAAUGAAAUUUGGUGAGAUUUAGAAGGUACUUAUUUCGCAUUUUUUGACAUACAAUUAAGAAUUUUGUAUUCAUCAUUGGCGCGCCUACGGGUAAUGGCCUGAAUUUUUUUAAAGAAAAAAAUAGUACGCCACUGAGAUAUUUCGAAUUAAAAAUUAUUUUUAAAUUCCACGUCUAAUUUGUGAUAAAAAACCUUUCAUGUCUUUUUUUCAUAUGGUGCACCGUUUUUAUGCAGAAAAAUAAAACAUCUUGCCGCGUAUUUUUCGUUUUUUAAUACAUUAUCAAGAAAUAUCCAAUAUAACAAUACUAAACUGGAACAAUAACAGAAAAUAUUACUAAUAAGAUUUUAACUAGGUGCAGAGCUGCAAGAAAUGUUAAAAAUGACCUCCUUUAGAGGUUACAGAAGAAUUUUAUAUUCAUCAUUGGCCCACGUACGGGUAAUGGUUUGAAUUUUUUUAAGAGAAAAAUAGUAGGCCACUGAGAUAUGUCAAAUUAAAAAUCAUUUUUGAAUUUCUGGUUUAAUUUACGACAAAAAAUCUUUCUUGCCUUUUUUUCAUAUGCGGCGCCGUUUUUAUGCAAAAAAAUAAAACAUCUUAACGUUUAUAAAGUAUUUGAACUAAGUUUCUAUGCAAAUGGAAACUACCUCAAAUACUUUGUAAGCGUUAAGAUAUUUUAUUUUUUUGUAUAAAAACGGCGCCUUGUAUGAAAAAAAGGCAAGAAAGCUUUUUUGUCGUAAAUUGAACGAGGAAUUCAAAAAUGAUUUUUAGUUUGACAUAUCUCAGUGGCGUACUAUUUUUUUCUUAAAAAAAUUCAGAACAUUACCCGUGCACGCCAAUGAUGAAUAUAAAAUUCUUCUGUUACCUCUGUAAAGGAGAUCAUUUUAAACAUUUCUUGCAGCUUUGCACCUAGUUUAAAUCUUAUUAGUAAUAUUUUCUGUUAUUGUUCUAGUUUAGUAAAUAAUAUUAUAUUGGAUAGUUCUUGAUAAUGUAUUAAGAAAUGAAAAAUACGCGCCAAGAUGUUUAAUUUUCUGCAUAAAAACGGUGCACCAUAAGAAAAAAAAGGCAAGAGCGGUUUUUUAUUAAAAAUUAAACGUGGAAUUUAAAAAUAAUUUUUAUUUUGAAAUAUCUCAGUGGCGUACUAUUUUUUUCUUUAAAAAAAUUCAGACUUACCCGUAUGCGCGCCUAUGAUGAAUACAAAAUUCUUAAUUGUAUGUCAAAACAUGCGCAAUAACUACCUCCUAAAACUCACCAAAUUUCAUUUUCAUAGCUCAACUGGUCUUAGAGCAAUAAAUAAAUUGUCAGUUUGAAAUAAUAAUUUCAACACCCCGUAUCUCGGAAACGAAGCACUUGCGGACAUAUGUUUAUAGAGCAAACCGGCAUUUAUUUUUCAUGUAGAAUUAGCCCUUAAAAUUUUUCAUACUUAUUUACUAACACUCUGUAAAUAAAUAACCUAACUUGUUUACAAUUUCCUUAAUAAAAUUUUGAACAAUAUAAGUACAUAUGUUUACAAGCAACCCUUAUGGUUUGUGAAAUGACUGCAUUUCGAAAUAGCCUUAUUUAAAUAUAAAUUCCAAAACUACUCUCCUCUAAUUUCAAUUUUCUGAGUACUCGGUAUUUGAGUAUUUUAUUUCUUUGAAUCAUACCUUCAAUGUUGGAGAUUAACAUUAUAUAUUAUUUGAUCUGUUGACUUAAUUUUCUUACUUUCUUUACUUUAUCGUGUCCGGACAUGUCAUUCAUAGAAUUUUGGCCCACUAUCGGGAACGUCGGUUCCAUCUUUGUUGGCGAGCCACAAAUCUUCUAGGGUACACUGAUGAGGACAGUUUCUGCUUGUAAAAAAAUGUUCCAUAUUUUGUGUUUUUCUACAGUCACAGUUCACAUCAUCUUGGUCUAUUUUCCCUCAUUUUACCAUGUUUGAUUUUACUGGAGCAACUCCCGUUCUUAUCCUAUUCAUAGUUGUUUUUCACGUUUUAAACUCUAGAGGUCCAUUGAACCUGUGGAAGAGAAACAUACUCAGGCGGUUCAUCCUGCACUGUUCCAACGAAGCUUUUCCUGGAUUUUAGUCGCUUUCGUGGUGUUCGAGCUUUGUAUAGAGCGAGGUAUAUCCGCGAUCUGUAGAAUUUUCUCGAUGUGUUCUGCAACGCCUCUGCGUGUUGAGAGUUCUGCAAAACCAGCUGUUUUAUAUAGAUUUGAGAGUGGUUUCAUCCACCCCGUUCCUAUCCUGCAUGCCUCAUUUAGCGCAGUAUCAACUUGUUUAUGUUUGGUGUGGGCAGAUCUGCCCCAAGAGAGUUUAUUUUUAAUUUACCCUAAACUAUCUUGAAACUAUUUUAAAAUUAGACUACACUACUAGAGAGCACUAAUUAUCCUAGUCGUUUAAUCUGUAGUACAAGUGUUUUUAUUGCCUGUUUGUGGUAGUUUUUGUGUUCUGUUGGUUUGCGCCAAGCAUUACAUUUAAAUAACGUGCAUAUAAACAUAUUUUUCAUCGAUGUAGAUAAACAUAUUUUCAUAAAAAAAUGAGACAGAAGUAUUUUGUUUAGACACACAUAAUUUCAGCGCCAUCUAUUGCCUUAAAAGUCCAAGUUAACGUUUGAGUCAACCCAUAUAUUUAUUAUAAUUGAUUUUUGUAUUUAUUAUUUGUAUAAUUAUGUUUUUAAUUCAAUUUAUUUAUCGUUAUUCAUUUUCAAAUUCAUUUUAUUUUUAUUGUAUUCUUGUUCGUGAAGCAAAAGUAUUUUUUGUAUAAAAAUUGAUGUGUUUAUGUUUGCAAUUGAAAAUUAUAAUGUACUUAUGCUAUCUUCAUCAAUAUUUCUAAAAGAUUCUUUGUGCAAAAGUGAACAUUUUAUAUUUAAAUAUAAAUAAAGAUUGUGACAUUAGAGGAAUAUGCUGGACAUAAUACUCUCAUUAUGAAUUUAAUAUAGAAUAACUUUUUUUACUAAAUUCAAUACUGGAACGUAUCGGUUUUGUAGAUAGCCUUUGGACUUUGCUGUAGACAAUAGGGCUAUUCAUCGGCGCCAUUUUUCUCGCACUCUUGACAUAUAUACAAUGAUGUAUGACGUAUAUAUAUUGUACGUCAUAUGUCAAGAAAAAUGGCGGCGUUGAAUAGCCCUAUUGACAGCUGACUAAUUCCGUGACGUUAUGGCAGCUCACAUUUGUCUAUUACAUUUUAGAUCGUAAUCUUCAAAUGCUACAAAUUUCACGGAAAGUGAGUAUUGUAAUGAAGAUCUUUAUAAUGUAUAUACCGAUUUUAGAAUAUGGUAAGAUGGCACAAAAAAGCAAAAUAUAUUUCAAUUUCAAGUAAUGACAUUAAAUAUUAAAAAAAAUUGCAAUAAUUGUCAUUCCUAAGGUUGAGCUCAUGAACAAGUAUAUAUUGUUAAUGAUUAAUAUAAUUAGGAAUCUUCUUUAAACUGGACUUAAAAAAAGCACAUAUUUGUUUACUCAGGAGUCAACCUUAUACCUUAUGUUAUCAGGUAAAAAUGAUAUGGGCAAUAUUUAUGUAUUGUAUAGGAAGAGUUGCCAGUAAUUUUACAUAUAAAAAGUCUAGAUUAUGAUGUGAUUCUAAUAAUAUUUGGAUGGCCUUUCCAUUGUAGAAAGUUGUUGGUUUAAAAAUUGUUCAAGAAGUAAAUAUUUUAUUUAUUGUCGCGAAGAGAGAUGUCUGCAGAGUUUUAUAUUAGAUAGAGAUUCACCAUGUAUUAAACUUUACCCAGUAAGUGUACAAAAUAAUUAAUGGUACAAAGACUUCAGGAAAAAGUUGUUAUGUCACUCAGCAGUCGGUUGACUCCUUUAGACUAUAGUUUCGAAUCGCAUCAUCUUUCAACAAUUAUUAUACAUUUCUUUUGAAAAUAAAUAAAAAAAGUAAGUAAAAUAUAAGAUAUUGUAAUGUUCUUAGUUGGGAAAGGAAGAUCUUUGGGCUUGAUGAAGCAGCAGGACAAUAUAUGAUGAGAAUUAACAAAGAGCUUGAAGAACUAUACCCAGACACCAGCACAUCCAGAGAACACCUCGGAAACAUUCUGAUGAAAGAACAGAGACCACGUGGACGUCCUCGACUCAGGUGGCGAGAUAAUAUAGUAGAAGACCUGAAAGCUAUGGGCGUGGAGAACUGGAUGGAGAUUGUUCAAGAAAGAGAAGAGUGGUGGCAUGUUGUCGACUCGGUUAAAACCCACGAAGGGUUGUAACACCACAUAGUAAGUAAAGUGUUCUUAGUCCAUGAUUCUCGGGUCCAGGAAGAAGAAGGACAACCUGAGAACCUGGUUCAACACAACAUCUGUGCAGAUUUUCCGCGCUGCUGCAGAUAAAAUAAAGAUUGUCAUGAAAAUUGCUAACGUUCGUCACGGAUAUGCACAUCAAGAAGAAGAAGAGUCCAUAAUUAUAAUUGCCAAACGACAUUGACUGAUAAUACAGUAGCCUUGGCUGUUCAUAAACCACCAUUUGAACUAUGUGAUAAACUUGAAUGUAGCUCCGAUGAUGGUAGAGCCACGAAAUAAUCAUUAGUAAACCAUUUGAAUGGCUUCAAGAGCAGCCAAAUCAGCACAUAGAGUAAAUAAAAGAGAUUGGUCAUCAAAUAUCAUGUGAACUAUCACUGACAAUUCGUUUCACAUGCCUAUCAAUAACUUAUACAAUGCGCAUCUAAAGUUUCUCUCUCCUUCACUCCAACUGGUAGUAUAUACACACACCAUUUUCAUUAAGUUUAUAUGAAUGGAGUUAUUAUUGACAGAGAUCAAUAAAUAAACAAAUGAAUUAUAGGAGCAGUCCAAACUUUUUUUACACAGCCAUCACUGAAUAUUGAACCUUCACCAUUUUAGUAACAAUCACGGUCAAAGCGGUGAAACAGAAUCACAAAAUUCGAGGAAAGUAUUUUGUGAUAAUUACAAGAACUUAAAAAAAAAUUACUUAUAAAACUCCAUUGAAUAUAAUUUAAAAAAAUGCGCUUCUGCACAUUUUAAAUUCUUCACUAAAAUAUAAAUCAGUAUACAACAUUUAUCAUUUUGUGUUACUGUUUAGAAAAUUGGGGACAGGGGUGGACUUUAGACGUCUAUUUUAUAGUUAUUGUGCGAUACUUGCUGAAGUGAACCAAUUUUAAUUAAAUAAAUAAAUAAAUAAACAAUUAUGAAUAUUCAGAUGAUAUGUGGAAAGGAUGAUUAAGAAAAACUGCUUGCGAUCGUCAUUAGAUCAUUUAAUAACUCAUUACCUCCACAAUAUGCUGAUUCGAACUCAUAUUACCAAAAUAAAUAAAAAACCAACAGACGAAUAUUUUGAAACGAAACAGUAUAGUGCAGAUAAAGAUAUACUGAUUUUGGUUCUUUUACACCUUUUUGCAACUAUAAACUCCCUUCAAAGGUCUCGACAAGGGCCGAUCAAUGCCGCACAUUAUUCUUUAUAAUGCACAAUCAGCAAGUAUCGAAACCCAUGGUGGUUAACAUUGGAGAUAAUGCAAUUUUAAAAGAUUUAAAAUUUAAAGCCAUUAAAUCACUAUAUUAUAUUGAUCUGCAGUAAACUAUACUGCAGUUUAUCUUCUAAUCUGUACGAACAAAUGCAUUUUUUUGACACAAUUGCAAAAUUAAUUUUUGAAAGAUGCUAACAUUCGAUAGUUUGUACUCACUGCCAGCAGUGACUCUGUCUCUCACCCACUCAUGUUUCAUCAUCAUGAUACCUAGUGUUUCACUUGAUGUUAAUUCGUGGGCAUUUUUUCAAAUAACCAAACGGUCAUAAGUUUCGUUCAGCUAUUAAAAUAGUCUGUACAAUGUGUGGUUGGAUUUAAAAACGAUUCUACAAAUUAGAAUGCGAAUAUUUCCAAUUAAAUUUUAGAUUUUCAUUGACGUUAUUUUAAAACAAUCUUUGAGCAAGUGAUAUACUACGCAUAAUAUUGCGUCAUUUUUAAUGUCAGUCUUUGAGCAAUAUUCAUAAACGGUUUAAUGUUUAUAAGGCCGGCCACUCACUAUUAGGUACCCCUGAACUGAACAGUUAGACCUGUCAGUGAGUGGCCUGCCUAAAUGUUUAUUGUCGGUCACAAUACCGCAUCUACAGUUUUUCAUUAAAAUGUUUUCGAAGCACUUAAUAGUGGAUAAGAAUAAUUGAUUUGCAGUAUUUUUGACAGUCACUUGAUGGAAAUUCAUGUUCAAGAACAUAUAUAACACAGUAUUGUUUAUAACUUCCACAACAAACAGUCAGCUUCCCCAGAAAAAUGACCAUUUCAAACUAAUUGUUAAUCUGUUUGUUAAGAAUAGGGCUUUUCAUUCACAGUUAUUUGUUUCGAGCUUCUGUCAUGUGUCACAUAAUAUUAAUAUAUCUACGUCAUACGUUAUUGGUAUAUACCGAUGAUACAAACCAAAGACGUAUGACGUAUAUAUAUUUAUAUUAUGUGACGCAUGACAUAAGCUCGAAAUAAAUGACAAUCGAUGAAAGCCCCAUUAAUGUAGUUCAUUUCAGUUCAUUUCUCUUGUAUUUUUUCUACAUUGACAAAUAAAAAUAUUAAGGUGUCACCUUUGUUGUUUCUAAUGGAAAUUUAGUUUAGAUUAAAAUGGUAAUAAGACCUUAUGUUAGGUCUACAAAUUUUUGUACACAAAAACACUUUCAAAUUGUCAUUUUUGGUAGUAGCCUGAUGUUUCAGCAAAACAUGUAAAGUUGACUAUAUAGGGCUUCUCAUCGAUUGUCAUUUGUUUCGAGCUUAUGUCAUAUGUUGUAUAAUCUGUGUAUAAUAUUAAUAUACACGGAUUAUAGGACAUAUGACAGAAGCUCGAAACAAAUGACUGAAUGAAAAGCCCUAUUCUAAGGAAGUUAAAAACAUCAGAAUUGUUUUUAGGCUAACAAACAAGUUUACUUAAAAAGCUCUCCAGGUAAAAAAGCAAUAGUACAGAUUGUUUGGUUAUUUAUAGAAAUACCCACAUAAAGAUCCAUGCAGUCUAAUAAACAGUUGAAACAAAGACUUUUAUAAGUAAUUAAUAAACUAUAUAACUUAAGUAAAAAAGUCUUUGUGUAAAUAUAUACCCGGCACAAAUUUUUAAUAUCGACAUGGUGAGGUUAUAAAAUCGAGAGAGUUUUAUACAUAUACAAUUAUUCCAUUAUUAUAUAGGUAAGUACAUAAUUAACGAAGCGUUGUGACAUACAAUGAUCUGUUUAAUUUCACAUUACUAGCAACAAUUUUUUCCACUAUUUUUAAAGUACUACGAAAGAAUUUAAACACGUUGUUUUUUAAAUUUGUGGUGACACGCUUUAAUUACUAUUUUUGCUAAUUUUAUUUUUUAAUAAUUUUACUCAAAACGGUCAUAUAAAUUCACAUUUAAUAUACAAACCAGAUGCUAAGAAGUUUUACGAAACGAAAUGUUCCCCUAACCAUAAUGUUUUUGGUGUGUUCAGUUUGACAAACUCAAUUCCCCAUAAAUUAAUUACCUUAUCAGACCUUAUGUCAACGCACUCUGGAAAUGCAUUCGAAGACGUUUCUUAAAACUACAGAAAGGGUCUGAGCUUUUAAAACGCCAGAUGUAGUAAUUUAACGCCUUUCCGGCCAGAUGGUAGAAACACAAACAUAUUAGCGUUUGUGGUUUUUUUAGCCACAGCGUCAGUCGAUACACAACCACGGGUCUAUUUACAACCUCCCGUCGGCAGUCAUGCCCCAGGGGGCGACGGGAUAGACGCGAUGCGUCAACAACACGCCCUUUCGAGAUAUGUAUAAGCAAAACACGUCUUUUUAUCGACACAAAUAAAUAUAUUAUUGUUCAUUGUUUACACUUAUUUUUAAUUGAUUCCGUUAACCCACUCCAUCGGAACAAAUUUAAGGUCGAUAGCAACAGACAAAGCGAUAGCCGCAUUCGAUCCCGCUGCCAUCACCAUAAUCUGUAAAAUUUGCACAUUCAAAGCAAAAUAUGUUCACCGUACUACCAAAAACGUAACCACUUUUUGGUUAAUUGGCACGGGAGCUCCAGUUUUCAUAGUAAAGACGAAGUGUUUCAGAGGUUUACGAGUAUACGAAUGUUGUAUCUGGUGAUUAAAAAGGACUAUGCUCUCAGUAUAAGGGCUAUAUUCAGUGAUAAGUCAGCACGUGGUAGCGCCUGUUUGCAAAACUCUAGUGGCGCCCUCUUUGCUGACGCCUGUGUGCACCUCACACAUUGCACACGUGUACGGCGCGGCCCUGGCUAUAUUUAAGGCGUUAGUUAAGUCGUCUACAUAAGUUUCAACUGGAUAGUAUAGAGUAUAGAAGCUUUUUACAGCUGCAUAAUCUGUUGUGAUUCCCACUACUUUCCAAACCGACUAAUGUAAAUGGAUUUUGUCGAUAAAAUCACAUAGUCACUGGGCUUCAAGUGGAGGAUACAUCUAGGCAGCUGGAAGAAAUGAAGGAAGAAGUAAGUCAUAGGAACUUCUCAGCCUGUAUUCAUAACUAAACGAGGUAGUAGCAACUAUUGUUUCCAUCUACCGUUAACAUAGCGAUACAAAUAUUACAAAUAAACACUUCUUUAAUAUCCCGGAAGAACUAAACAGUGGUCAAUCCAAACAGGUCGAGUUAUUUCUUCUUAUUCUUCUUAUUGUAGUGCCUAUCCGUUUCGGAUGUUGGCAACCAUCAUGGCAAUCUGUACUUUGCACACUGCCGCUCUGAAAAGAUUUGUGGUUGUUGUGUUAAACCAUGUACCUACGUAGAUUUUUCAACCAGGACAUCCUUCGUCUUCCAGACCCCAUUUUCCUUCUACUUUCAGCGACAUCACUGUGAUUUUCACUGACCUUCAUCAGUGAUUUUUGAGUAGUGAUACUUUCAGUGACAACUAGAGACGAUUCUAUCAAUAUCCUUUAAUACCAGAAUAUAAUAUCAUCGAUAUCAUUAUAAAGAUAACAAAUAUGAAAUACGGUAUGCAAUGAGGUUCUCUGGUGGUAGGGUCAUUCUAAGCGAACGGCUCCACGAGCGACAAGUUUACGCCAGCAGUAGCCGUAAAACGAACUCGGGGUUCCGCGGAACGGAAUAGGAAUACCCGAACUGAACCGACUACGCACAAGUCCUGUAGUCGGUUCAGUUCGGCUAUUCCUAUUCCGUUCCGCGGAACCUUAGGCUAAGGCUCCACGGGUGACAAAUUUACGCUAGCAGUAGCCGUAAAACGAACUUAGGUUCCGCGGAACGGAAUAGGAAUAGCCGAACUGAACCGACCACAGGACUUGUGCGUAGUCGGUUCAGUUCGGCUAUUCCUAUUCCGUUCCGCGGAACCUUAAGUUCGUUUUACGGCUACUGCUGGCGUAUACUUGUCGCUCGUGGAGCCGUCCACUAAAUCUACAGAAUCAACUAUUGGACGUUAUGAAUCCGCAACGUUAUAUCAGUCAAGUAAUCGGAAUAUGAGAAUUAUUAAACAGAAAUUCCUGAAUCCGUCGGUAUUAUUCAUUUUAAAAACUCAACUUAAUGUUACACAAAGAUUUUGCCGUAAUUUUUCAGCAAAAUAAAUACUAGUAAAAAUAGAAAUUUUUUUCUGCUUGUUUGUGAAAUUAAAUGGGUCAACAAAGUAAAAAUACUUGUUUUUAUAACGCACCUUGUACAUUUGACACUGCCAAAUUUUUUGGACUGCCAUCGUGCUAACUGUAGUUUUUCAUAAAUGUUUGUCUGUCAUAGAAUUAAGAAUAAAAAGACUGCAUGGAUUAUUAAGGUUUAAAAGGAAAUAAUUUUUAAAAAGGACUGUACUGUUAAUCAUAUACGUGUUUGAAAAAUUUUUCUUGAUAAGCUAAACGACGUUAAUGAACAAGUUAAGUAUCGUUGCCAGAUUUUUUGCAGAGUAGGGAUUGCAGUUAAACAAGAGAUACAUUUAAAAGAGUUAUGGAAUAAGGUUCUCGUGAGAGUUAUGUUUAAUGUGUCUAAUUUUAAUUUAAGCUUCAUUCAAAAAAUUUUUUUUGUUUAAUUAUAAGCAACAAAAACAUUAUCUUUUUAUUUAUUUGAAAUAUCUCCCAUUAUUUAGUUCAUCCAGUAAUGUUAUUCGGUCAUGUGGUCAAACAGAUGCGUUUCUAAGUUUUCUAUGGCUGUCGUGUGGUUUGAACCAUGAACCUCUUACUGCUCACUUCAGAGCGAGUCUGUCAGUCUAUUAAACCGACACACGUGAUAUUUACGUGAUAUUUUCUUACGGCCGGUUUCACAAAGUAAAGUUAACUUCUGGUUAAGAGAUAACCUCAUAAUUACCCCAAAAUAUGCGUUUUAGUUUCAUAAUUGUUACCCUUCUGGGUAUACACAUAAGGGUAACCCACUCCAACCUCUGGUUAAAAAUUCUGCGAGUUAACCAUACUUCGCUAGUUUUUGGGGUAACCUGUGGUUAUCUCUUAACCACAAGUUAACUUUACUUUGUGAAACCGGCCGUUAUAGUUAUUUUCUGACUAGAUGCCAACAAGAGAGCUUGUGAUAAAAUAUAGAAAAAAAAACGGUAGGGGCAUUCUUAAAGAGAACAUACAGCUUACAAAUAUAUAAACAAAACAGGAACUACUAUUGCAAAUAUAGUUGAUGAAUACUACAUAUCGAAACAGAUAAAAUAUAACACUACAUAAGUAGUCUUUAAAAAAGGAGGACAAAUAAGAGAGGUACGUUAAAGAAUAGUGCAUAGCAAAUCAAAAAUUUAGCAUAUUGAGCUAAAGAAGAAAAUUGUAGCAAAAAAACUUACAUCGAAACCAAUGUCACAAAAAAAGAGGGAAGUAACGAAAAAUAAUGUCGAGAAAUUGUCAAAUGCGGUAAAAGAAAUAGUUAACAACGCUAUAAGUUUUAUAGCGUCUUAGCACCUUCAAUUAGAGAGAUCAACGAAUCUCCUUGGGUUUUAUGUCUUUGGGUUUUAUUCUGCUAAGAUUGAAGUAUUUCUCUGACUAGCGUGUGGCUCAAGCUAUGAUCCUAGUAAACUAUACAAUUCUUAAUGAGUCUACCAGUCUGCUAAGCCAUCGAGCCCACUGACCAUUUGUAAACAUUUUUAAAAAUGCCCAGACUGUAGGCAAAAUGUAUGAAGAUGAAAAAUGGUUAGUGGAUACUUCUGAGUAAAAAGUAUUUAUUUUCAUAACUUAAAAAUUGAAACUUCAAAAUCAACGUAUUAUCAAUUCAAAUUGUGUUUAAUUUCUAUUUAAUAUAAUAAAUAAUACAGAAAUGCCACAAGAACAUAGUUUUGUAAUCAUAUUAAUUCAGAAAUGAACAGUAGAAAUUUUUUUCUGUCUUCUUUAUUUUAGUUGAAUUGAAUGUUUCAUUUUAACCCUUUCGUUCAUUAAUACAGCUGCUUUUUUAGUGAUUACGUCGUCUAUCUUCAACGAUUCCCAUCUUCUUCCUUCACCUCCCUCUUCCUUCUGUUAAUAUGUGUUAAUUUCACUCUUUUUUUUAAUCUAGUUGAUAUUUUCCACAACCUUACAUGCCUAGGAAUACCUUUCCAGAUAUUCUACGAAGUAUCUUUAUUUCUGUUGUUUAAUUUAUUCUUUUAACUUUUAAUUUUUCUGGUCUAAUUUUUGUAUUAUGUCAUGAUAGGCGUUUUAGUUGUCUUGUAGAUUCUCCAUUUGGUCUCAAAAUUGUUAUUUUUUGUUCCUGUACUACCGCCGCAUCAUCGUCAAAACUUGAUAAUUGGGUUUCUAACUAUUUGGGUUUCGUUUUUUUGCUUGAUAAUUACUCCAUCUAUUUCAAGCGUGCAUCUCAGAGAUACGUAUAUCAAAUAUCUGAUUUAGAAGUGGAAAUCAUAAUGUCAAAAGAUCUUUUCCGUUCUAUUCUGGCGUAGAAGUCGUUUUCAUUUUUAACUACCGUUGCAUCAUCUGCAAAAUAUAAAAUGGUAAUCCCGUUUUCUUUUAUUUUAUAUUUUUUCAUUUUCCGUAAUUUUGUUAUUGCUUGAAUACAAGAGGGCUCAAUAUAUAUUAUACCAUUCCCAGUGGGUAUUAGUUGAAUACUAAACGAUAUUCGGAAAUUACGAAGUCAUAAAAAGAAAGCACGAUAUAUGUCUACCAUAAAACCAAAUAAUUUAAAAGUGGCAUAUAUUACAAUACUCGAGACCAAGAGUCAGUAGAACUUCUGGAACACAUUGUUUUUAGUAUCUAUAAUUAUCUUGACUAUUGCAGUUUUCUAAGUCGGUGUGACAUACAGCGAAACCUGAAUUCCAACUCUUUUAAAUAUUUUUUAUAUUUGACAAGUUAUUCUUCUGUUAGAUUGAAGUUUUGUACUGAUUUCUUUUGAAAUCCACCGCUACUAAAACGGAAGAAAUCGUUACAUAAAAGCAACAGACUAUUCAAUAUUAUCCAUUUUGUAUGUAAGUCUCGACUGACAAGAGAAAACAACCUAGAAAACACAUUUUUUUUAAGUGUAACAAUAUAUAGUGCUCCUGUCAGUUGACCCUUAAAUAUGUAGUAAUUACUCAAACUAUUUUAAUUGUACUGCUUUAAAUUUAGAAUAGUCUGUUAAUAUCGAUUGUUUCAGUACCAGUUUUUUUUCUCAGUGAAAUUUUAGAAAUUUGGGAGAAAAAUCUAAUGUAUUUAUCCAACUACUAGUAGCUUCGUAAUAUUUGUUUACCUACGAUUACAAUGAUCUUAUUAUACGUAGUGAUUUGAUAACAAUCACUACGUUACAAAUCAGCACAGAUUGUGUUAUAAAGUAUAUGUAACUUGAUUACAUAAUGUUUAUUUACAAAUUUACACAUAUCGCUGCCUUAAUUAUUCUCUGUAGCUAAAUUUGAUAUUUAUUUAUUCUUUUAAGAGCAUGAGUUAGCUUAGUAUAAUUACGUUCUACAAUUUUUAUGACACUUUGUGUUACGUACCAGAUACAAGGGAGUGUCAUAUUUUAUUUGAUAUAGAAUACAUCACUCUUAUUUUAAAUUUUUAACCAUUUUAACCGCAAGAGGGUUGUUUAUAUCCUCGUUUAACGCGAGUACGUUGAAGAGGAUUUUUGUUACCGCUAUUUUAAACAAGGUAAAUUAAUUAAUUAAUUAGUGUAAUGUGAUUAAAAGCAGGGUAGGACAAACUAUAUUGAAAGUGUAAUUUUGUCUAAUAUUUAACAUUAUUAAAUUAUUUAUUUUAUUGUAGCUUUUACUGAAAAGUACAUAGGGGAAGUAUGAAAUUGGUUUUAUAGCUGUAUGUAGCUAAAACUAUAUUCUCUUAAAAUUAAAUUCAAAUCAUAGAUUUAUUUAGUUUUGCCCUACGAUCUAUACGUACUAAUAAUAGAUAAAUAUCGAUAAAUGAUACUCAUCGUAAAAGUACCCCGCGCGUCAACAUUUAUACAGUGCUAGUCAAAAGUCCGUCCUCCCCUCGUAUCUUUUGAACGGUUAUACUUAUAAUAGUGAAAUUUGGAGGGAUAUUUGGGAAAUAAACGGACGUAGGAUUCUCAACUAGUCAUGACAGGUGACGUAAUAGUGACAGAUGACUUUACAGCGCAACUGUGACAGAGAUAAUUUUAAAUGGGAUCUUAUGUUAAGUGAUACCUCGUUUGGAAGGUAUUGAAAAUACCUAUUAAGUCAUACUAAUUUUGUUUGAGUUUAAGCUCAUUUUGAAGAAUAAAUAAAAUAAAUAUAAAAUUGUAGUUCGCAUUUACUUAAUAAAAAUUCAAACUGUCGCCUAUGGUUACUUGUCAAAAAGGUUGACGUUGACGUAAAAACUACUAGAAAACUGAAAAACGUCAACUUUUUUGACAAAAAAAAAACGGGCGGACAUUUGAUUUUUUUUAAUUAAAUGCGAAACUACAAUGUUAUAUUUAUUUAAUUUAUUCACCAAAAUCAACUUAAACAAAAACAAUUAGUAUGACUGAAUAGGUAUUUUGAAUACCUUUUAAACGAGGUAUCACUUACCAUAAGGUCCCAUUUAAAAUUAUCGGCCACAGUGGCUCUGUCACUGUUACGUCACCUGUUAUGACUAGUUGAGAAGCCGACGUCUGUUUAUUUCCUCCCUCCAAAUUUGACUAUCUUAAUUAUAACCGUUCAAAAGAUACGAUGGGGAGGGAGACGGACUUUUGACUAACACUGUAUAUAAAAAUGCAAAAUUACAAUUCUUGUGCCAGGCGAAUAUAUAUUUCAGAGCUAUAAAAAGAAGAAGUAUAAAAUCAAACAGCAUUUAAGCACAUUAUUUACAAUGAAAACUGUAUUUAAACGCAGAAACUUAUGAAAAACUAUGACAGGAGCAGUAGCAAAGAUAGAAGCUUAGUAUAAAUAAUAUUCAGUUCAAAAACACUGCACGUUCAAAACGUAAAAAUGAAAAAUUUAUAUAAAGGAAACUAACAAUCGCGUAAAUUAUAGUACAUACACGUCUUUAUGACGGGGUACGCGAGAAAUAACGUAUUUGCGCCCCAUGUUACCGGAUGCCACCGACCGAUGGAACAAUAAGGAGCUUCUUAAUUUUUCGACAACUUGUCUCUGCUAUUGUUACAUUCUCACGAAUUAAGGCCGGCACACUAUGGCCGCCAUUAAGUACGGCCAUUAGGUACGCCCGACAGGUAUGAGGAUCACACAAACUCUUAAGGUAUACCAUACCUGAAGUUUGCCAGUUCACGAUGGAUUCUCCAUAAGAUUACUCUUUCUCUUCGUAUUUUUUGUAUUUUGUGAUGGAAAAAACACAAACAGUGGUGUAAAAAAUGGUUACAGAGAAGAAAUAAAUGUACCCUUAUCAAUCUCCUUGUGAACUAAGACAUGAACCAUUGACUAAUAAUUUUCUGCGCAUGAACGAAUGAGUGUACAACGAGUUAAUAUCACUUGUAUUUACUUUGCCAACGUUUUUACCAAGGUCUCGUGUGCAACAGGCUCCAUUUCCUUCAAUUUAUGCACUAAUUUUCUGUAUGCAGCAUCUUUCUAUUCUCUAUUGUGAUACUCGUUAUCUAUUACUUUCCACAAGCAAGGUUCACUUUUAUAAAUUUCAAUGAAUCUGCCAUGAAAUUCAUCAUUUCGUUGCGACAUGUGUCAAUAUGUACUUAAACUGAUUGUUUUGUUAGGUAAAAUUAAAGGAACACAACAGUAAAAUAAAUUAAAAUUAAGAAGCUCUCAACUAAAAGUGAAAAUUGUCCACAACAAAGGAUUGUUAAAAACUGAGACCUGUUCAGAGACACCUGAUGAAACUGCCACACACAAGUCUACAGGCCCGUCAGGUAGAACUGAUCAAAUUUUCAUCAGGUGUCGAUUGGCUUCAGAUCGCAUGAGAGGCUAGUUAUUCCCCCCACACACACGAUCAGAUACACCUGACAGGCGUAACUGUUCAGGUGUAUCUGAUGUGAGUGGCCGGCCUAAAUCCUGCACAACGAAACUAUCAGAAUUGGCGUUUGCUAUACUUGUUACUUCUUCUUCUUCUCAUAGCACUACAACCCUGACUGUACAACUCGCUUCCAUAGCAUUCGUGGACGUCAAAAGGGUCUUGGGACGUCCACGGACGUCUUUAGGAAGUCGGUAAACAUGGCCAGCCCAUAUUAGACGUUGGGAUUUACUCUCUUGGACUACGUCGCUAGUCUUAUACAUCUGUUUGACCUCAGCCUUUGCUCUCAUUCGGUGUUGGUUACUAUUAGGAUUGUGAUUAGGUCCAAAGAAUCUUCUAAGGAUUUUUCUCUCUCUACCUGUUAGGAUUUUAAAAAUUAGUAAACCUGAGUAUUAGUAAACUCUUUAAAUUUUUGCAUUUUUGAAACCGGAGAGUCCAUAUACUUCUAUACCGUAUUAUUAUACAGGGUGUCCCCGAAAAUAGUGCGUUCCUUUAAGGUAUGGACAUAAUACACAAUUUAGAAGAAAAAAGUCCUAUAACAUUUUUUUCUAAAGUUAACCGUUUCCAAAAAAAAAAAUUAAAUUGUUCGCCAUAUAAGCGAACUUUUAUUUUCAUAAAAUUAACUAAUUUGGCAUCACUGUACAAGAACUGUUUGUGAUUUAGUUUAUUGGCACCACAAAUGUAGGUCAGACAAGUACACCUGCAAAAUAAUUGUACCAUCUCAUGUUUGAAAAUCCAACAAAACAAGAAUUUGUUUGUUUGUUUAGGGUGAAGACAGGGUUUAAUGUAAUACUUAUGGCAAAAUGCUGCAACUAUUUUUGAAUUGUGAUUGUCUAUGUUUGGAUUUUUGUAUACAUAGUUGUCAGAUUUCAAUUUGCAUACCAAAAUGUAUUUUGGUUUUUUAGCCAAACGGUUGCAUUUAGAAAAAAAAUGUUAUAAGACUGUUUUGCUCUACAUGGUGCCUUCUACCUAUACCUUUAAGGAACGCACUAUUUUCGGGGACACCCUGUAUACAGUUAGACCAGUCAGUUAAAGUAAGAAAACAAUAUAGGUAUUAAAACUAUAUUUUUUCUUCCUAGUUUGUUUUCUUACUUUAACUGGCAAUUCUAAGCGUAGAAACAGACGAAACACUCUGCAGCUCUACUCUGUGGAUCACAAAGUGGCUUAAAUAGACCAUUUUGUAGCGCCAAUGAUUUUGUAAUGAAUGCCACAGUGGCGAGGAUCGGAGACAGUGGCCAGCCAUUGUCGUCAGCUACUGUGGCCGAUCCUCGCCACUGUGGCGUCCAUUACAAAAUCAUUGGGGCUACAAAAUCGCCUGUUUAAGCCUCUUUGUGGAUCCACUCAGUAGCGCUGCAGGCUGGCUUAUUUGUUUCCAUUCUAACCGUUCAGGUGUACCUGAUAGUGAGUGGCCGGCCUUAGUUAAAUUGUUAAUACAUAUACCUAUUUAAUUGAUAAGUGGAUAACAUCCGGAAUUUUAUGCUUUAGUAUCAUUUUCCUUAUUUAUUUUUAUUUAAAUUUAUUUAUUUAAAAUAAAUUAUAUAUUUAAUUUGUGUUACCCUGUGACGUUGUUAGGGAUUGUAAUACAGAAAAAAUUAGAAUAGUUGGUAACAAAUAGUCCAAGGUACUGUAACAAUUUUAGAUAAUUUUAAAGAAAUAUUAGUCGAUUUUUCCCCAAUAUUAUGUAUAUUAGGUUUUAAAUUAUAUUAGUGUAACGAUCUCUUUAAAAAAAUCCUUGUAUGAUAAUGUAUAUAUUGUGGUAAUAAUGAUUUUAGUCACUUUGUUGAACAUACAGAGUAAAUAUUAAGUUCUGUUACACAAUCUCUUAUGUCCAAGCAGGGAAUUAUGAAAAGUUAUUUAUGCCGAUUAUUAUUAUUAUCAUUGUAAUUUUAUUUAAAUAAUUUAAAUGAAUACAUUGUAACCCUGCUUUCACAGUAGAGUUUCAUUCCUACUAAGAGUGAAUAUAUUUUAGAUUAAUUGAAAGAACGUGCAAUAUGUACAAAUUUUACUAAUUUACUUUUUUUAUAUAUAUUAAUUAUUAGGUCUGUAUAUCAGGAUAUAUUGAAAGCAGGAUGCUGCGAUAAAAAGUCAGAUUUUGCAGUAAGAAAUUGGUAAUACAAAAGCAAAUUCAGUUGUAAGUUAGCUAAUUUCAGUAAGAUGUUUAAAAUAAAUAUCAUUAACAUCUUGUUCUUAUACUUGGCCUUUUGACGGUGGCUAUUACUCUAGCGUACUCUUUUCUGUUAUCUGCAUAAUAAACCAUUUCCGACACGUUAUUCUGCAUCAAUUUUUACUCUUCCAAUUAUUUUGCGGUUUUAAAUCUCCUUUUUACAUAAUUUAUUUGAGAUAUUCAAUCGAGAAAAAGCUUAAAUACAAGCAAGAACACCGCUUGAUCGUAUUUUUAAUGACAUAUUUAUUGGCUGAAGAGUUAUAAAAUAGAGCUAGAAGGAGUAGGGGCGAGCAUACAUCAGUUCUGUAGGCGAGAAUCAUAUGUUUACCUGCAAUUGUCUAGGCCCGUUUUUUCUUGGCUGUAGAUACAGUCGGAAAAAUGAAAGAUUACCCGUGAACGAUCACAUCAAUCACUUAUUUUGUAUUUGCUGUCUUUUUCUAUAAAUAACAAACGUUUGUUUAACACCGCUUGAUCGUAUUUUUAAUGACACAUUUAUUGGCUGAAGAGUUAUAAAAUAGAGCUAGGAGUAGGGAGUGAGCAUACAUCAGUUCUGUAGGCGAGAAUCAUGAUAUGUUUACCUGCAAUUGUCUAGGCCCGUUUUUUCUUGGCUGUAGAUACAGUCGGAAAGAUGAAAGAUUACCCAUGAACGAUCACAUCAAUCACUUAUUUUGUAUUUGCUGUCUUUUUCUAUAAAUAACAAACGUUUGUUAUAGAAAAAGACAGCAAAUACAAAAUAAGUGAUUGAUGUGAUCGUUCAUGGGUAAUCUUUCAUUUUUCCGACUGUAUAUGUAUAUUAUAAAUAGUUGGUUACCUACAACAGUCUUGUAAAUUAUGGGGCCAUUUAAACUGUAUUAAUAUUUUGUUGUAUAUUUUAGUUUGCCGUUUCUGUAUCUACAAUCCUUUGUAAUUUUUUCUAGUUCCUCAACGUCUUUUUGAGAUAAUAUCUAUACAUAUUUGCAAUAGAAUGAAGUUGUAGUUGUAGUACACUUGUCAAUUAAUUAUUAGUUCAGUGUCCAUUAUUGGAUUUUUACUUAACUAUUACCCAUUUUUUUAUUGUACAGUUGGAUUUUGGGUGAAACUAACCCACUUUAUUUGACGUGAUUUUUGUUUUAUUUAUCGUAUUAUACAGGGUGCACCAAAGAAAACAGUCCACCUCGAUAUUUGGCAGUAGUUAUUAGAUUUUAACGAAAUGCCGAAACAGGUCGAUUUUUUCGGCAUUUCCUUAAAAUCUAAUAACUACUGCCAAAUAUCGAGGUGGACUGUUUUCAUUGGCCCACCCUGUAUACAAAUAAUCAUAAUAGAAAAUCAUUAAAUGGCAGUGUUUAUAGAUCAAGAGUUACUUACAACAGCCAAUUACUUCACCUGGUACUCAAUUUUUUAUAGAACAUCAGACUUUUUAUUUAUACAUCCUGUAGAUUUGUUUACUUUAUACAGAUGAAUACUGAGUGGCAGUAUUAUACAUAGAGCGGGUGGUGAUUUUUUUUAAAAGUCGCCAUCUUAAGUGGUUGAGAAACGUUUAAUAGCCAUAUAAUUCUUUAUUUAUUAUCGGAUAUAGUAGUCAAUGUGCAAACUAAGUGUCAGUAUAACUAUAAUUAUGUUCUCUUUGUAUAUUAGAUGUUAACCAGAGAUCUGUUACUAAAUAUAUUUUUAAGUAGUAGAAUCAGUUUUAUUGUUGACGGUUUGUCACUUAGUCUGCUAUGUCUGUUUAAAUGCAAAGGCUAUUUUAACCUGACUUAGAAUACAAAUAAAUUAUUUAAUUGGCUUCACGUAUUAUUUGAACACCAACAUGUAAUUCAGAUAUUUUUCAAAUUAUUUAUUGAUGUAAAAAGGUUAAUAGUCUUAAAAUUUAUAUGUCGGUUUUGAAAUAGUUUUUGCAUGUACUUUAUAUAGAUAGUUUACUAUUGUACAGAGCCUAUAUUUUAUUUAUGAUGGCUGUUGGACGUUCUUGAGCCUUAUCACAGUUGACCUGCAACAUGACCUGUACCGCAAAUCGAGUGUUGUAUGCAAUGACAUGUUCGAUGAUAUAUUUUGUGCAGUAAACAGUAAAUUAAUAGAUA